This is a messenger RNA of Dendronephthya gigantea, 3579 nucleotides long. RefSeq lists its product as uncharacterized. Lineage: Eukaryota; Metazoa; Cnidaria; Anthozoa; Malacalcyonacea; Nephtheidae. Gene Ontology annotation, cellular component: cytosol. The transcript has 11 exons. Bases 64 to 3048 code for a protein of 994 amino acids. Gene Ontology annotation, molecular function: 5-oxoprolinase (ATP-hydrolyzing) activity. Gene Ontology annotation, biological process: glutathione metabolic process. The record is from RefSeq and is a predicted model, not a curated record.
CACGACGCACGACAUUUUACCACGAAACGACAACCAGAAGUGGCAGGACAGAAAAUCGAAAAGAUGAAAGUUUAUAUCGGAAUUGAUGUUGGUGGCACAAAUACUGACGCAGUCGUAAUUUGUGAUCGAAAAAUUAUCGCAAAAAGCAAACAACCUACGACAUCUUCGAUCACGGAUGGCGUUAAAAAAGCCCUGAGUACCGUUCUUCAACAGUUAUCUUACAACUUCAAAGGCGGAAGUAUUCGAGUUUGUCGUGUUAAUAUUGGCACAACGCACUUUUUAAACGCCGUGUUACAACGCAAAAAUUUGGCCGCCGUUGCAGUCGUAAGACUGUGUGGCCCAGCAACAAGAGCGCUGCCUCCGUUUUGUGAUUUUCCAGACGAUCUACGCACUGUUGUUGAUGGCGGUUAUUAUUAUAUUGACGGUGGAUACGAAUUCAGCGGCGAGGAAAUAAGGCCAAUAAAUCGCGAUGAAGUGCGAGAAAUUGUAACUCGCAUAAAACAAACAGGCAGUAAGAACAUUGUGGUAUCUGGAGUAUUUUCUUCAAUUUGUGAAGACCAAGAGGUUGCUGUUGGCGAGCUUAUCAAAAGUGAAUAUCCUCAGGCAAGUCUUACCUUAUCUCAUCAGGUUGCCAACUUUGGACUUUUGGAGAGGGAGAAUUCUUCAAUUUUGAACGAAAGUUUAAAGCCAUUGAGUAAAACAGCCAUCGCAGCUUUCACUCAAGCAAUUCAGGAUGCUGGUCUCAACUGUCCAAUAUUUUUUACCCAGAAUGAUGGGACAAUUAUAAGUGCGGAGAAAAGUUCUCAAUUUCCAGUUUUGACAUUCUCUUCUGGCCCGACGAACAGUAUGCGUGGUGCUGCGUUCUUAUCUGGAAACGAAGACGCCAUUGUUGUUGAUAUAGGCGGUACCACUACAGAUGUCGGCGUUUUGAUGAACGGUUUUCCAAGACCUGCUUCGACCAGAGUGAGAUGUGGUGGUGUUGUGACUAAUUUUCGCAUGCCCGAUGUGUUUAGUUUCGCGCUUGGUGGUGGAUCAAUUGUUUCGGGUGAAAAACUGAAGCCUAAAAUUGGGCCUGAAAGUGUCGGUUAUGAACUGCUAACAAAAUCGUUGGUGUAUGGUGGGACGACCUGCACAACAACUGACUUUGCAGUCGCUGCAGGGUUGUGUUGUAUCGGAGACUCCAGUAAAGUGGCUCAUCUUGAUAGUUCCUCGGUUACAGCUGUUGUUGCUGCCAUAAGGGAACUGUUGGAGGACAGUAUUGACCAAGUCAAGGUAAAAGCAGAAAGUCAGCCGGUGAUUCUUGUCGGAGGUGGCAGUGUGCUCGUUGAUGUCAGUAAGUCACUGGAAGGAUCGUCAACUGUAGCGAAGCCGCAACAUUUUGAGGUUGCCAAUGCUGUUGGUGCAGCAUUAAGUCAGGUAAGUGGUGUAGUCGACCAUGUUGUUGACAUAACCAAAAAAACUCGUGAAAAGGCUUUGGAGGAAGCGCAAUCUCUUGCCAUCGCUAGAGCAAUCGAGAACGGCGCCUUAGCUGAAACUGUCGAAAUAGUAGAGAAAUCUGAAAGUCAGUUAACGUACCUCAAAGGUGGAGCAGCUCGUGUCCAAGUCAAGGCUGUGGGAGAUUUAGCUGCAGACUCUGUUGAUGAUAACUUAAGUUCCGACCUGUUAGUGUGUUCUGGCGAUACUGAUUUCAAGCACGUUGCUGCAGAAGGCGAUCCUGUCCAACCUCUUUUGGGAGACAUAGUUGAGAAGGGAGAAGGUGCCAGUGCCGCACCAUCUUCAAGCGCAGCUGAUACCGAUGUGAAUCCGUUUAUCGAAUCUAGUGGGGCGUGGUUAUUGAAUGAGUUUGAUGUUGAUUGCAUCGCAACAGGAGCGGGUAUACUGGGUUGUGGUGGCGGUGGGAAUCCCUAUCUUGGAAAAUUGAGCGCCACUUCGAUAUUAAAAUCUGGAAAGGAAAUUCGAGUGAUUCAUCCAGACAGUUUACCAAAGAAUGCCCUGAUACUGCCAGUGGCUUUCAUGGGAGCUCCAUCGGUUGUGAUUGAAAAAUUAAUUAGCGGUUGUGAACUGGAAACAGCCGCCGAAAAAGUGCAAGCUUUAGUCAUUUCUGAUGAAAAGGAUGUCGAGGUUUCAACUUCAAAACGGGGAGUAAAGUACGUGAAGCACAUGCCUGAGUUUAGUUCACAAGCGAUCCCGGCCGAUAAGAAAAUUGUUGCAGUCAUGAGUGCGGAAAUUGGUGGCAUGAAUUCGAUCGAGCCUCUUAUACUUGGAGCAAAACUUGGGUUACCUGUUGUGGAUUGUGAUGGCAUGGGUCGGGCUUUUCCUGAGUUGGAUAUGUUUAUUCCGUACAUCCACGGUUUGCAGGCUUGUCCUUCCGCGAUUGUUGGGUCCAGUACUUCAUUUGAUGCAAUGACGUAUGCCCCGACAGCAAAAGAUCUGGAAAACGAUUUAAGAGAGUUACUCGUAACGAAAAUGGGCUGCUUUGCAGGUCUAGCAGUUGCGCCACUAAAAGCUGAAGAUCUACCGGAAAAUACUGUUAGGUUCUCAAUGAGUCGUGCAUGGCGUCUUGGGAAAGCUGUAAAGCAGGCUCGGAGGGAUAAGCGGUGUCCGAUCGAAGCUGUUCUGGAAGCACAAAACGGAAAAAUGCUCAUAUCUGGAAAGGUAGUUGAUGUUGAAAGGAAAACGGAUGGUGGAUUUAAUAAAGGGACAGUUCGUGUGGAAGGUCUAUCUCAAUAUACUGGCUUAUCCGCGCGCGUCUUUGUUCAAAAUGAAAAUAUCAUAGUAGAGAAUAUAUCGUCUGGUGAUAAGAAAGAAAUAUUAGCCACAGUCCCGGAUCUUAUUUCCAUCCUUGAUACGGAAACUGGCGAAAGCAUACCUACCGAAGAAAUACGUUAUGGUCUUCGAGUUUCUGUUGUGGUUUUGCCCAGUCCGCCAUUGCUUUGCAGUGAAAGAGCUCUAAAAGUUGUUGGACCUGAAGCCUUUGGCUAUGCCGGUUAUCGUUAUCAACCGUGUCUAGCUUACGAGGAAACAGACCCCAUUCCUUUAAUACCCUGAUUAUACAUGGAUCUUUUUCCCAUUAAGGAUUGAAAUUGACUCAUUGAAAUAGAUAGGUGCAUGUAAUUUUAUUAAGCUUUUAGCUUUUAGAUUUUCAGACUUGCCUUGCACACUUCGAGCUGAAAUCUUUAAAAAUGUUAAUUAAAACUGUUAAAUUAAAGAUUAUUAUCGAUGAUUAAACUAUAUGUCAGCAUGGGUUGAUUGCUUGAUUAAAUGGAUCUAGGACACAUAGUAAUGACAGUAAUUAUGAAUGUAUAAGGAUACAUUAUUGAAAUCUUCGCUUUCGCAAAUGCUUUUAGACUUGCCUCUGGAAAUUUGAGGUGAAAAACAACAACUUUAGUAAAUGCUGUAAAACAGUACCAAAGAUUAAGUUAUAGUAUAUAUGGUUAUUUAAUGAAGGAAUAUAUAGAUUAUUUAGUAGCUAGGUUUAAUUAAACAUAGAACACAUAUUGACAACAGUAAAUUACUGAAAUGAUUAUCCUCGGUAACGAUUUUAAGAUACAAAUGUAAUAGAAUACAAAUACACCUCUU